This is a messenger RNA of Pseudoliparis swirei, 3841 nucleotides long. It is a transcript of the gene aftpha, whose product is annotated as aftiphilin a. Lineage: Eukaryota; Metazoa; Chordata; Actinopteri; Perciformes; Liparidae. The transcript is spliced from 10 exons. Bases 250 to 2541 code for a protein of 763 amino acids. The record is from RefSeq and is a predicted model, not a curated record. Gene Ontology annotation, biological process: intracellular transport. Gene Ontology annotation, cellular component: AP-1 adaptor complex; trans-Golgi network membrane. Gene Ontology annotation, molecular function: clathrin binding.
AGCCGAAGAGAAGCCGACCUGUCACUCCGGUGCAUGCUGGGGGAUAUCGAGGUAGCGGCAGCAGCGGAGAGCCGACCUGUCGCCGCGGUGCAUGCUGGGAGAUAUUGAGGCAGCAGCCGGGUUGACUCAACCUUCACUCCGCCGUCCGGGGCGCUCCUCAACCGGCUCGAUCCGGCGACGUUAACGGACGUCAUGGACGUCAGCGGACAUCACCCCACGGUGUAGCCGGGCGUCGCCCUGCAGAGAGCCAUGGAGCCGGAGGUGAUCCGCCUCUACUCGUCCUCGCCGCCGCCGAUGGAGGACGCCGGGGACGACGACGACAACGAGUUCGGGGACUUCGGCACGUUCGCCGGCCUCCCGAGCGGCGUCAGCUUCAGCGAGUUCGCCACGCCCAACACCUUCGACCAGAGCCGAGCGCCGGCCGCCACCUCGCCGCCGGAGAUCCUCCACGGCCGAGGGGCGGCGCCGUGCGGCCGCCGCUCCUCCGACGGCGCCCGCGGCGAUCUGUCCAAGCCGGAAAGAACUGAGACGAAAAAGGUGGUGCUGACCAACGGGUUUGCCCCCUCUGACGCUCAGGGGAGCCCCCCCCCGCGGGAUUCUGUCCACGCUCGUCUAAACGGACCGUCCACCGAGGACACGGGCGCCGCCCCCGAGGACGACUUUGCGGACUUUGCCGCUUUUUCCAACGCCGAGGGAAACCCGGCGGCGGAGGAAGAAGAAGAGCGGGAAACGCCCUCAGAGGACGAUGGCGGGGACGCGCACAGAACUGGACCCGGCGAGUCCGAGUCCGUACCCGAGGCGCCCGGCGGCGACACGGACCGGGGCUCGCUCGCGGAGGCGGAGCCUCAACGACGAAGGGACGAAGCCGACGCGCCGGAGCGCUCGGCCCCGGAGGCGGUUUGCUCUCGGGGACCGCUCGCCGAGAACGGGGCGGAGGACGAUUCCAACGGCGCCGCGGGCUGCGGCGGCGGCGAGCUCUCGCCGGACGCAGCCGCAGACGGCGAGGCGGGACCGUCGGACGGCUCCGGUGACGAGGCGGAGACGGCGCCGGGCCGGCCGCUGUCGCCGGACGCUCUGGAGGAGCUCGGCGAGGCGAGCGCCGCGGGCCCGGUGCCCUCGCCGCCCCCCCGAGGGGAGACCGCCGCGCCGGCCGACCGCAGCCAGGAGGACGACGACGAAGACUUUGGUGACUUCGGAGACGCCGGCUCGUUCGCCGACUUUGACCAGCCGGACGUCCAGCAGGAGCCGAGCGAGCCAGACGUCCCCCCCGCCGCCGCCGCCACGCGGGAAACGACAGACGGCAAAGACGAAGACGACUUCGGCGACUUCAACUCCCCCAAAUGUCACGGCGGCGAGAACGAGGGGGGGGGCGGCACAUUUGCGGACUUCCCCGUCAGCGACAGUUUUGGGAAUUUCAACUCGGCGGCUGACGGCGAGGCGGAUGCCGGGUGGAGCGCCUUCGGGGAGCAGCAGGUCGACGAGGAGGAUGAGGAGGAGAAGGAGGAGGAGCAGCUGACGGAGGGGGAGGAGUCCUGGGCGGCGUUCGGAUCGGACCAGAGCGCCGCUCCCCCAGAAAGAGGAGAGGAGGAAGAGGAGGAGGACGAGGGAGAACGCCCUGCCCUCGGCGAGGAAAGCAGCCGGACGGACAGCCAGUCGGCGCCGCUGUCUCUUCGUCUGGAGAAGCUGUUCCAGGGCAGCUUCCCUCAGACCUCCGCCCCCCCACAGGAGGACCAGGUGGAGUCCCUGAGGGUCCUGGUGGGACGCCCGGAGGACCAACCUCAGCCGGGAGCCGAUGAGGAGGAGAAGAAGACGACGUUGCCAAGCAACGGCUACAAACCGGCGUGGCUUCACCUGCGGGACAUCCACGAGUCGGUGGGCCUGCGGUACCAGUGGGGCGGAUCCUACUGCAACAAGGCGCUGCUCUGCUGCCUCGGCAUCGACACGCGCAACAUCCUGUUCACGGGACAGAAGAAGCAGCCGGUCAUCGUGCCCAUGUACGCCGCCAGCCUGGGGAUGCUGGAGCCAACCAAAGAGCCCGUGAAGCCCGUCUCUGCAGCCGAGGUGAUCGCCUCCAUCGCCCAGACGGCUCCAGCGGCUCCGCAGACCGGACCCUGCCCCUCGGACCCGGUCCAGCAGGAGGCGCUCCCCCCCGUCCAGUUCGACUGGAGCAGCAGUGGCCUUACCAACCCUCUGGACGUGAGCGGGGGCUCGUCUCUGUUAAACCUGGACUUCUUUGGUCCUGUGGAGGAUUCAGGCUCCAGCAGCUCGCCCCCCAUCCCAGGCGUGGACCCGGAGCUGUACGAGCUCACCACGGCCAAGAUGGAGUCCGGCGGCGGGCGCGUGGUGGACGCCUUCGCCCGCCUGAUGUCCACCAUGGAGAAGACCAGCACGUCCACCAGGAAGCCGCGGCGCGAGGAGCACCUGAGCGGCGAGGCGUCCGCGGUGAUCGCCCGCCUGCCCGACCUCUCCUUCAUGCAGGCCACGGGGCUGAUGUUCCCCGCCACGCUGACGCCGCUCAGCUGCCGGGCCACGCCGGACUGAAGCCCCGCCCCCUCCUUCCACUGACAGCAUUCCCUUAAGCCCCUCCCCACCGACCGGGCCCAUCGUGACGAGUGUUCCUCGCCUUCUUUUCUUUCUUUCUUUCGUUCUCUCGCUGCAUCUUAGUUCCUCCCUUUCACACUUUGAUUUAAUUUUUAAUUUGCGCUUUUUUGUUUUUCCAACUCUUUUAAAAAUGUAUCAUUGUUGUUGUUAUUAUUCUGAAGAGAAAAGCAUUUAUGAUUACAGGAAACCGCUCGCGGCGUGAAGCAACGGCGACCUGCACAGGAAAACGGAUUUAAUUUAUAGAGUUGAUAAUUUAUAGCGACGGUGUAGAAGUGUGUGUGUGUGUCCAUAUCGAGAAGAAUAAUCAUCGUGUAUAUAAUCAGGGAUUAAAUGUUUCUAUUCCUUUCUGAUUGGCCGGUUUUGGCGUCAGAAGGAAACACUCGGCCGACGCUCUGGAUCAAAACUCCAGUGGAAUAAAUGUGCGUUUAAAUGAAUCUGUUUGUAAACAUCUAUAAGAUCCCUCUAUAUAUAUAAAUAUAUAUUUAUCGACUUGAAGCCACACUGCCUGCAAAAUCCAGCCGGAUGUUCCUGUCCCUUCGUUGGGUUACGGCCUUUCUUAUUUGCGUCUGCUGUCGAUUUUUAAACUUUUCUUUGUGCUUUUUCUUUUUUCUUUUGUUUGACAUAACUUAAGCCCCGCCCCCUCCCUGUCGCCAUCUGCAGAGCGCCGGAUGUUUUUAUUUCUUUUACUCUUAAGUUCUUUCGUCCUGUUGUCAGGUAGAGCUUUUAUUUGGAGGAUUAAAAACGAGUUGUGUUCCUUGUUUUUCUCUCUUAAAAUAAAUAGAUAUUUAAUUUAAUUCUUACGGGGGUGAAAGGGGGACUUUUUUGGGUUAAAACCACUGAAACGUACGUUUCUCUCCAGUGAAGGUCGACUCAUCGAAGGGACUCGAGGGACCAAGGAACCAAGGACACGUUCCUGAUAUGAAGUGCUUCUCGUUUUCUUGUUUUCUGUUGUCUUGUUUUUUUUCUUCUUUUGGUUGCAAGGUUUCUUUGGGGUUCUUUUUGUCGCUCAUGCUACUGUCGGCCCGUCGUCUCCCAGGAGGAUUUUGCACAUUGUAAAGAUGAACUGGAUGUAAUCAGAGUACAUAAAACUGAGGCUGGAGGUAAACUUUACGGGGGAUUCCUAUGGAAACGAAGUGAAGACGUGAAGAGCCCGGAGGUGAAGAGCCGGCUUCCUUUGAGACGACACGUGUGUCAGUUUUACUUUUAGUGUACACAAGAAAUUAAACUAGUUCUCUUCUCG